Phytophthora infestans T30-4 is the source of this 819-nucleotide messenger RNA. RefSeq lists its product as uncharacterized. Gene Ontology annotation, biological process: N-terminal peptidyl-methionine acetylation. The transcript has 4 exons. Bases 1 to 819 code for a protein of 272 amino acids. The record is from RefSeq and is a predicted model, not a curated record. Gene Ontology annotation, molecular function: histone acetyltransferase activity; protein-N-terminal amino-acid acetyltransferase activity. Lineage: Eukaryota; Oomycota; Peronosporomycetes; Peronosporales; Peronosporaceae. Gene Ontology annotation, cellular component: Golgi membrane.
AUGGCGUACGUUGACGACACCGUUGAGGAGCUCGCUCCGCGCGUCCGCGUCAUCUACUUCCGCGACCUGAACUCUUGGGACAUCCCCCAGGUGCGAGCUCUGCACGAGGAAUGGUUCCCCAUCCGCUACAACCAGGCGUUCUACGACGGCGCUGCUCAAGGCAUGUGGAUGGAGACGGGCGGACCUCUAUUCGCUCGUCUGGCAGUGGAAAUGCGGUCCUCGCCUGAUUUACAGAACCCAGUUCAGCCUAAUCCGGAAGACCGACGAGACGAGAAUAUUCUCGGCGCUGUGACGGCCAGCACGCUGCCACUAAGCAAAGUGGACGACCCAGACUUGAUCUCUCCAGAUGACUGGGAACACACACACAUCAUGUACAUUUUGACACUGGGCACUCGAUCGUCGGUCAGAAGAAUGGGCAUCGCGUCUGAGCUGCUGCAGGAAUGCAUUGCUCAAGCUUGUCGCCAACCGCAGUGCGGAGCAGUCUAUCUUCAUGUGAAGGCAGAUAACGUCAGUGCCAGACAUUUUUACGAGAAGAACGGAUUCCAGAACUUGCGGUAUUUACAAGACUACUACAUGAUUGACGGCGUACGGCAUGAUGCGUUCCUCUAUAUCCGCUAUGUGAAUGGCGCCGCCCCGCAGAGUGGAUGGUUCGAUCUGAUAACAAGACCGCUAUUCGCGUUGUUAUCGAUCGCUUCGUUCGGCUGGAAAAAGCUCAUUGAAGGCUUCAACGUGGAAGAGUUUAAAGACAGCAACACUGAUAAGCUCACCCUGUCCACAGCGUCAGCACCCAUUGAAUCGGCGAGUAUAGUCUUGGUAUGA